AUGCAAGCACCAGACCCUACGAAUAAGUUCGAUUAUACCGACAAGGUCUUGGAGAUAAUUAGAGGCCAAGAUGUCGCUGAUGAGUCAAUUGUACAAAAAAUACGGGACAUUUUUGUUCAGAUAGACGCUGAUGUAGAGGCUGAUGGAAUCAAUCUUAUGGCGGAAUAUGAAAAAGCAAUAAAGGAAGAAGAGAGGGCGGAGGCGAGAGCAGAAGCGAAAGCGAAGGCAGAAAGUGCUGAAGCUCAGGAAAGACGAGAGGAAAGAGCCGAGAGAAGAUUAACUCAUGAAGAUACCGAGGCUGCCGUGGAAGUUAUACGUGCUAUACAUCAAACAACUGCGCCUCUUCGUCACAAUAAAUGGCGAAAGCCAAACGCAGGGUUCACAAACAAAAAUAUCAGAAUCAUAGGCAAGAUCGGCCAGGGCGGUUUUGGAGCAGUAUACCUUAUUGAGAAUAUUGAGACUAAGGUUCAGUAUGCAAUGAAGACCCAGCUUGUGAGAGAAAAUGACGAUGUACCAAUGAUGUCACCCCCAGCAUGGAGGGGAGCCGAAACUCCUCCUGUCACACCUUCUUCUGAGGCUUCGAAGAGAUCCGCGAAAGCAAUGAAAGAGCGGCAUUUAAUGACUAAACGGUUCAAUGAAACUAAAUGUUAUUUGCAAUAUAUACGUUCUAGUCAUCCUUCUAUCUGCAACUUGGAAGCUUUUUUCGACUUAGAACAACCAGAAGAUAACGGCCACUGCCAUAUCUUUGAGUAUUGUCAAUGGGGGACUUUGGAAAAUAUCGUAACGCAGUACUAUGAUACACCACGCUGGGGCUCAGGAGAGCCCGAGGGGUCUUUCUGGGCUCACAAACCAAAAGAUAUGCCAACAAUAUACAAGCACGCAGCAAUACCAGAAGCGUUCAUUUGGCAUGUCUAUAUGCAGACAAUGGAAGCUCUUAGUUUCCUUCAUGGUGACCACGAACUCAAUAAGAAGCCAGAGUUCCACUCACGCAAUCAAGUUAUUUGCCUUGAUAUCAAGUUGGACAACAUAUUUUUGAAGGACCCUGGGAAACCAAACACGUAUCCGAUUGUAAAAAUUGGGGAUUUUGGAGAAGCUACCUAUGUGCCAUAUGGAGAACUCCGCUGGCAUGACACGGGAAACACGAUAUGCAAGGCGCCCGAGGAACCUUAUUUAAGUGCCAAAUAUGACGUUUGGUGUGUCGGGAUGUCAUUGUACAUUUUGUCGCACUCGGGUAGACGACCAAAGAGACCUGAAGUAGACGGAGAGCAAGAUCAAAAGGAUAAGCCGAAAUGGGGUUUAUGCGAUCCACAUCUUUCUAAAGUUUUGGCUAACGAGCUUGAAAAGCCAAGAGAAAUGGAAGUAGAAAAGAGAUGGACUGCAGCCCAAAUCUUAGACCAUAUAAGACCAAUAGCUGAAGAAACGAUACGUUUGACGUAUAGACGUUUGCAAAAUUGGGCACGACCGGAGUUACAGGUAACAUUCGAGGAAGGUAUUAUUGAACGGGUUGAAGGGGGAGGAGCGCUCAGUGAGAUUUCAGAAAGUAGUUAUGAUGAUGAUUAUGAUGAUAGUGAUGAUGAUGAUGAUGAUGAUGGUAGUGAUGAUGGUGAUGAUGAUGGUGGCGAUGAGAUAGUCAAUGAACCUUCUGGGGGAGGAGAAGGGGGAGCUAUUGGUGGGGUAGAAGUAGAAGUGGAAAUUCGACCCCCGCGCCCACCUGGUACUCCAGACUCUGGAGAAAAGAGAACCAAAGAGCAGGAAGCCAAAGAGAAGGAGGCCAGAGAGAAGGAGGCCAGAGAGCAGCAAGCCAGGGUGCAGCAAGCGAUAGAGCAGUUAGCCAAGGAGCAGCAAACCACAGAGCAUUUAGCCAAAGAGCACUUAACCCAAAAGCAAUUGGCCGAAAAGCACUUAACCACAGGGCGGAUAGGCAAAAAGCAAUUUGUUAGAGAGCAGCGACUCAGAGAGCAGCAGGCCAGAGAGCAAUUAGCCAGAGUGCAGCAAGCUACAGAACACUUAGCCAGAGAGCAACAAAAGGAAUUGGAAAGACAGCAAGAAGAGGAGUUGAAAAGACAACGAGAAGUGCAACUGAGAAGACAACGAGAAGAGGAAUUGAAAAGACGACGAGAAGAGGGCCAAGUACCAGAAAGUCCAUCACUCGCGCCGCCCCAGAAAAGGCGAUUGAUUAGAUAUAAAAAACACCGAGCUUACCGGGAUUGGUCAAUGGCUUUUGAAUCAGUCCAUCUACAAACGUUGAAACCUGACAUAUCUUUCAAUGAGAUUUUGACAACGAAAAUCUUUCUGUUUUCGGAACUGUCCACAAUAAAGUAA
Botrytis fragariae is the source of this 2322-nucleotide messenger RNA. RefSeq lists its product as uncharacterized. The transcript has 3 exons. The record is from RefSeq and is a predicted model, not a curated record. Gene Ontology annotation, molecular function: ATP binding; protein kinase activity. Gene Ontology annotation, biological process: protein phosphorylation. NCBI's taxonomy places the organism in Eukaryota, Fungi, Ascomycota, Leotiomycetes, Helotiales, Sclerotiniaceae. The coding region runs from base 1 to 2322 and encodes 773 amino acids.